UAAGAGGCUGAGCUAUCUCCCUGGCUGACACCAUUGUUGUAAAUCCAGAGAAUGUCAAGAUGGGUACUAACCAUUUAUCCAUACAUAUGCUUACUGAACAGAUUCAAUUCACAGAGUUGGCUUCUUGUUGCUUCUCUGUCUUCCAGAGGCAGACUCUGCCCCCCUUCCUACUCCUCAGACUUAAGAUAUUGGAAGAACUAAGAGGAAGGAGGCAGGCUUUGAGAAGUGUAUUUCAGGGCAGGUGAUGAGGCUGGUUUUCUACCCUCAAUGUAAAGAGGUGAUGAGGUAUUUUUGGUUUGCAUUCAAGACAGCGAGGUCUCUCUACAAUCUUCACUUACAAGGACGAAGGUGGGGACUGUAAACAGGGGAGACAGGUGUGCUAUAUCCUCGCUGGAUCUUUGCUUAAAUUGUGGGCCACGGUUCUGCCUCUGUUCCCAUAGCUGGGGGAGGAGAAGAGAAUCAAGAAGCACAUGGUUUUCUGAGGCGACUGCCAGACAUCGAUGGGACCAGUGCUGCUCCUCUCCUGGGAGAUAAGAAGACACACCACACAUCUCCAGACCUGUGAGUAUUCUGAGGAAGGGGAUGGACCUGCGAGAUUCUCAGUCUCUGUAAAUUGAAUGGUGCACUAUGGAGAAAAUUAGACUCUCUGUCAUAGACUGUCAAGAUGAUGAACAGUAUCACAGAAAGAAAUUCAUCUGAGAACCACACUGGGCCAUGGAAUCUGAAGAAGGAAGUGAAGACACUGACUCCACAGUGCGCUGGGCAGGCAGUGCUGAAAGUUUGCUGGAGUUGCCCACCGUGUCCAGUCUGGAAAUGGAAGCAGGCAGCACUGGGCUCACAGAUCCAGCCACAUGCUGUGCUGGGGUUUCAUCCGAGGCCUGAGACAGGCCACAUGUCCAGUGGAAAGGAAGUAGAGAGUCUACUCGAUGCCUCUCAUCUCCUACCACGCCAGUGCCAGCCUGUGCCACCCACUGGCAGCCCUACUCCGCCAAGGCUUUGCGAAGCAUUUGCAGCAACCUGGGUCCUGUUCCCACAUUUCUGCGAGUCACAUUUCUGGGUGCCAUCAGCUCAGCAGGGAGGAACUGUUGAAACCUUUGGUCAUGGUGGCUCCACCCUUGUAGCACCACAGCCUGCGAGUGUAACAGUUAUUACACAAGCUGUCACCAGACAAGAGCCAUGCUGGGCACUCACACAGCAUCCUAUACAAGGUGAAGAAGUACUGUCUUUUCUUCCUAAAGUAGAAGGCAUUCUGAUUCCAACACCUGAAUUCAAAUGCAGUGGGCUGGUUUGCACUGUGGCUAGGUCAACCUUUUCUGGCAGUUAUCAUAGCUUUAGACUUUUCUCAUGCAAUGCUAAACUCCAGAUUGAAACUGAAAGAGGUUUUAGGACAAAAGGUGAAAAGCUAAAAGGACACAGCGGAUUUGCAUCAGCGCUGGCUGACAACAGGGUGUUUGUGUCAGUGCGCGCUCGCGUCGGCGUGGACGCGGGUCACGUGGGGCGUGAGCCUGCGCUGCAGUGGGGGCACGUGGGCUGCGUGAGCGCGGGCUUGGGGCACGUGGGGGCACGUGGGGGCGUGAGCCUGUGCUGCGUGGUUGUGGGGCACGUGGUCUGCGUCAGCCUGGGCUUGUGUCACGUGAGGCUUGAGCCUGUGCUGCGUGGUUGUGGGGCACGUGGUCUGCGUCAGCCUGGGCUUGCGUCACGUGAGGCGUGA
Messenger RNA from Erinaceus europaeus (western European hedgehog), 1711 nucleotides. RefSeq lists its product as uncharacterized. The transcript is spliced from 8 exons. NCBI's taxonomy places the organism in Eukaryota, Metazoa, Chordata, Mammalia, Eulipotyphla, Erinaceidae. The coding region runs from base 665 to 1711 and encodes 348 amino acids. The record is from RefSeq and is a predicted model, not a curated record.